Molecule: messenger RNA, 549 nt
Organism: Rotaria sp. Silwood2
Lineage: Eukaryota; Metazoa; Rotifera; Eurotatoria; Philodinida; Philodinidae
Source: the annotation of a GenBank genome assembly
AUGAUGGAUGAUAAAUCAAGUAAUUCAGAUAUGAGUGUCGGUGCAAUUGAAGAAGAACAAGAAACCAUUUCUGCAUCAAUUCGUCUUCUUGAUUUUCUUGAAGAUUCACGUGAAACAGCACUUGAUAUAUUUAAUAAUGCAAUUAAAGUUAUUGAAAAUCAUCAAUUACAAAUCCAGAAUUUGUCAAGUAUUGGUGCUGAUAAUGCAAAUAUCAAUUUGGAUGAAUAUCAUUCAGUAUUCAAAUUGUUCAAAGAUCGUUUCCCUAAUAUUUUUAAAGGAAAUUGCUAUUCUCAUAUAUUUCAUGUUAGUGUGAAACAUGCACAUGAUGAAUUAUCAAUUGAUAUUGAACUUACUUUGUGUAAAUUCUAUUCAUACUUUUCCAAGUCAGCUAAACGUGUUGAACAAUUAAAAGCAUACUAUGAUUUUGUAAAUUUAGAAUAUAAAGUAGAUAUUGAAGAUGCUUUAUGUGUCUCCUCAUUCUGGAAUUCAUUUGGUCUUAUUGAAAUUCGACCACAAACUAAUAACUGCGUAGAAGAAUAUCAUGAUUAA